This is a messenger RNA of Gordionus sp. m RMFG-2023, 516 nucleotides long. RefSeq lists its product as uncharacterized. The transcript has a single exon. Bases 1 to 516 code for a protein of 171 amino acids. NCBI's taxonomy places the organism in Eukaryota, Metazoa, Nematomorpha, Gordioida, Chordodea, Parachordodidae. The record is from RefSeq and is a predicted model, not a curated record.
AUGGGUGAGCAUCAAUCAACUGGACGUUCACCGGCUAAGUUAUUAAUGGGGCGAAAUUUAAAAACGGGAUUGAAUUGGUUACGUCCUAAUGUUAGUUAUGAAAUGGAACGAUCGAAUAUACGACAAAAAGUAGCGCAUGAUGAACAUAGUCAUAUGAGAGAAUUUGAGAUUGCACAACCGGUAUGGGUGCAUAAUGAAAUAAAUUCAGGUUGGAGAGAAGGAGUUAUAAAAUCCAGAACUGGUAGAUAUUCUUAUUUGGUAGAAAGCAAGGAUAGAAUGGUACGAAAGCAUGCGGAUCAACUUCGAAAAAGGGAGGUAGCUAAAGAAAUGGAGAAGUCUGGGCCAGGGAAAGAAAAUGGAGAAAAUAUGGAGUCAGAGAGAGAAGAGGAAAAUAUAAAAAAUAAAGAAUCGGAUAUAGUUGAGAUUUUAGAAAAUGUGGAAGAUAACGGAAAACUAGAAACGCGGAAAUCACAAAGAGCCAGGAAACCUACAAAUCGGCUGAUUGAGGAAUUGUAA